This is a messenger RNA of Prosopis cineraria, 1014 nucleotides long. Its product is annotated as indole-3-acetic acid-induced protein ARG7. The record is from RefSeq and is a predicted model, not a curated record. Lineage: Eukaryota; Viridiplantae; Streptophyta; Magnoliopsida; Fabales; Fabaceae. The transcript has a single exon. Gene Ontology annotation, biological process: response to auxin. Bases 97 to 549 code for a protein of 150 amino acids.
CUUCCGGUCCCGGCAAUUUUUUCCCCUUCUUCCAGGCGCAGGGUAGCUCGAGAAACAAAGUGCAGCUUGUUUCUUCCCAUCACUUCCUAGGGAAAAAUGUCUGCCGGAAUCGGAAAAUGCAGCAAAAUCCGCCACAUUGUCAGGCUGCGCCAGAUGCUGCGACAGUGGCGCAACAAGGCUCGCAUGUCUGCCAGUCGCAUACCCUCGGAUGUGCCCGCCGGACACGUGGCCGUAUGCGUGGGCAACAACUCCAGGAGAUUUGUGGUGCGUGCUUCCUACCUGAACCAUCCCGUCUUCAAGAAGCUUCUGGUUCAAGCCGAGGAAGAGUACGGGUUCUCUAAUCAUGGGCCCCUGGCGAUUCCCUGCGACGAAGCCGUGUUCGAAGAGGUUCUUCGGUCUAUUUCGGGCUCGGAGUCAGGGAGGUCGGGCCGAUUUGCUAAUCCAGUGGAGAUUCAAAGGCACUGCCACGCGGGAAUGAGGAGCAAUCUUGAGGUGUGGGCCGAAUCUCGGCCGCUACUUAAUGGUUUCACUGAAAAAACGAUUUGGUAGUGCGGAAGGUGGGGAAGCUACUCCGAGGCCGGCGGUAGGCUGCGCGGCCGAGCGAUCGCGGUAGGGUUGGGCAAGUACCAGUGAAUAUGGUUUACGACCUCUUUUUUAAUGGCUGGUCAUUAUUUUGGUUAACGAUUGAGUCAGUCCCCUUGGGCGGCGGAGCAGGAGGGAGUGUAGCUUACAUACAGUGCUCCGGAGGAAGCUGAGGAGAUGGCAGAUACGUGGGUGCCACGGAGUCGUCCCGGCUUCGAAUCGGAGUGGAAUAUUUUGGUAUGGCCGUGGGAGUAGUGCCAAUGAAUUGUUGAAUCUUAAACGGGGUGACUUUUGUAAAUUACAGUGAUUUUAUUCCCCCUUGAUGGAAAUUAAUGAAAUUGUAGAGAAAUUUGAAAUUAAAAAUUUCACUUUUAGCAAGAGUGUACCACGUUGAUGUAAGGUGUACGGGAUAAUGUUAAUAGAACUUGUUUU